Messenger RNA from Racocetra fulgida, 333 nucleotides. Lineage: Eukaryota; Fungi; Glomeromycota; Glomeromycetes; Diversisporales; Gigasporaceae. The record is from the annotation of a GenBank genome assembly.
AUGACUGAACACUUUUCAAUGCCAACAUUAGAAAGUAACAAUGGUAUGCCAUCAAAAUCUCCAAUGCCUAAACAAAGUCCACAAAUUCAACAACCAAUUCUUGUAUCACAAUCUUCAACUGCAAAUGUUCAUAUUAAACCGAGAAAGUAUAAAUGUGAUCUCUGUCAAAAAUUAUUUGUUCGGCCAAGUCAAUUAAAAACUCAUAUGCACACUCACACCGGUGUGAAACCAUUUAAGUGCACUUUUGAAGGAUGUGGCCGUUGUUUCUCAGUUGUUAGUAAUCUUCAUCGUCAUCAAAAAAUUCACAUGAAAUCAUCUCUUCCAGAAACAUAG